CAAACGGGCCAAGAGAGUCGUACGGUAUGACAGAAGGAUUGAACACAACAAGCUACCCUCAAAUAAAAUAGAAGCAAAAGUUAUGCUAGUUUCUUACGUGUUGCAAGCCAAGACCAACAAAAACUCCAAGAUAACUAUACCAUUUACUGACACGAAAACCCCUCCCAUCAACAAAAACAGAUUUUGUCAUUUUGAUAAAAUUGAUAGCACUCAAAUGCCAGGAGACAGAAGAUCUAGGAGCAGAUCUCCUUCAACUCGUCACGAAGGAAGAGAGAGAAAUCGUCAUCGUCGUACAUCUUGGAAAGAGACGUAUUAUGAAGAGAGAAGACGAGAGAGAGAACGGAUUGCUAUGAUGGGCGUUCCGGAGGUUUGGGGCCUUUCUCCUCCACCAGAGAUUGAUUCGGACGAUGAUGAAGUUGUAAAGAGAAGAGAAGAGGCAAAGCUGGUAUCAACUUUAGGCCAUGACUCGUCUUCCUCCUCCUCUUCAUCUGAUGAUGAGGAGGAGAGGAGGAGAAGGAAAAGGAGAGAGAAGAGGAGUAAAAGGAAAGGAAAGCAUAGCUCAAAGAAAGGCAAAAAGAAGCAUGUAAAGGUCGAAGAAUCCCCACCAUCUUCUGACAGUCAAGAUGAAGAAAGUGAUGAAGAAGGAGUUUGGGUUGAAAAGAAAAUAAGUAAAGAUGCAGAUGGUGCCUUCAUUGGACCAGUCCCAGAGAUAAAGCCACAAGGAGCAAACAAAAAAAUGGACUUUGGUGGUAACCUGCUCCCAGGAGAAGGAGAAGCAAUGGCGACCUUUGUCCAAGAAGGAAAGCGUAUACCACGUCGUGGUGAGAUCGGGCUCACUAGCAAUGAAAUAUCAUACUUCGAGGAUGCUGGAUUUGUAAUGAGUGGAAGCAGGCAUCGUCGAAUGGAAGCUGUCCGUAUAAGAAAGGAGAACCAAGUUUAUUCUGCCGACGACAGGAGAGCUCUUGCCAUGUUUAAUAGAGAAGAGAGGGAAAAGAGAGAGAAUCAGAUAUUAUCGGACUUUCGUGCUAUGGUUCAUAACAAGAGGAGUAAAUAAAGAGAGUAUAACAGAUAAUAAUAAUGAUAAUAUGAGCACUAUAAUGGAUUAUAACAUAAUGCCAAUAAUAAUAUAAUAAGAGUAUAAUAUGCCAGCAAUAAAUACCAAGUAUAAAUGAGUCUUGUUAUAUGCAUGUAUGUAUAAUGUCGUUAAUAUUUUUGUUUCAUUACUAAUCAUGUAAAGUUGACUGUUCAAUUA
Amphimedon queenslandica is the source of this 1252-nucleotide messenger RNA. RefSeq names its product NF-kappa-B-activating protein-like. NCBI's taxonomy places the organism in Eukaryota, Metazoa, Porifera, Demospongiae, Haplosclerida, Niphatidae. Gene Ontology annotation, biological process: regulation of gene expression. The transcript has 9 exons. Gene Ontology annotation, cellular component: nucleus. The record is from RefSeq and is a predicted model, not a curated record. Gene Ontology annotation, molecular function: chromatin binding. Bases 83 to 1054 code for a protein of 323 amino acids.